AUGGGCAUCUGCCACGCGCACGCCUGCGCGGGCGAUGCCCUCACGUGUGCUCCUCUCGUCUCGAGCACUCUCUCCGCCUCGCGUUCGAAUUCACGGCGCGACGAGAACGCCAAUCGGCUCGACCGCAUCGGCUUGCAGCUGUUUACCGAGGUCGACCGCCGACUACUGCUGCACUGUCAGUAUCUCUAUCACUCCUCCUUCCUGUCGACAUACUGCGUGUCACUCUGCGCCAUCUCGACCUCGACUCGCACGCCUGACGCCGCCAGGCGUCGAAUCUUCUUCAUCUCGGACCCGCGCUACGUCGACGAGCAGCAGCUGGUCCUGAGCAGCCUCGCACCACCGCCUCCUUCGCUCGGACGCCGACCGCCACUUUCUCCCUCUUAA
Messenger RNA from Rhodotorula graminis WP1, 384 nucleotides. RefSeq lists its product as uncharacterized. The transcript is spliced from 6 exons. The coding region runs from base 1 to 384 and encodes 127 amino acids. Lineage: Eukaryota; Fungi; Basidiomycota; Microbotryomycetes; Sporidiobolales; Sporidiobolaceae. The record is from RefSeq and is a predicted model, not a curated record.